AUGCUCUCAGUCGUCUCAGUCCAAGUGACCGGCCGGAAGGCCGAUUUGAUCCAACGCCUUUGUGAUCCGUCAGUGCAGGUGCAGGCCCGGCGGAGGCUGCCGAAGAAAACUUCGGCAUUCACGCUGCGGGGUCUGGGCCUCCUCCCGGUCCUUGGGCGCUCGGGAAGGCGCUCAGCGACCAGCGUGACAUUGGAGGUGCUGGAGGCACUUGUGGAGCGCGAGGAGAGCUCGGAGGCGCAGGCGGCGCUGCGCGGCCUGCUGAACUGGCGGCAGCAAGAAGCGCAGCUGGGCUUCCUGCGGUCUUUGCAGAGUUCCUGCGAGGGAAGCCCUUCAAACCCUGCGAACCCUGCGAAUGGAAAUGCGCGGGUCCACACAAGGCUGAACCUGAACACGGUCACGGGCCGAUUGUCCACGCGGAGUCCCAACCUGCAGGGUGAGCCCAAACAGGGGGGCCAUGCCGUGCGCUCCGCGGUGGCGGCAGCCGAAGGGCAACGGCUCCUGGUCGCCGACUACGGCCAGCUGGAGCUGCGGCUGGUGGCACAUCUGGCCGACUGCCCCGACAUGAUCUCCAUCUUGAGUGAGGGGGGCGACAUCCACUCCCGGACGGCCUACCGCAUGUUCCAAGAGGUCCAGGAAGCCGUGGACGGCGGCGAGGUGGCGCUGGACUCCUUGAGCCUGACUCAGAAGAAAAGUGCAGAGGAGGAGAGGCGUCCGAGGAGUGAGAGGAGUGCAGACUCGGAGCUUCCUCCGGAGCCUGCUCCUCCCCGUCUCCCGCUCGUCGCGGAGCGCUUCCCGGAGCUGCGGCGGAGGGCCAAGACCCUGAACUUCUCCCUCCUCUACGGCAAGACCGCCUACUCGUUGGGGAUUGAAUGGGACUUGAGUCAAGGAGAGGCGGAAAAACUGAUCAAGCGCUGGUUUGCGGCCUUCCCAGAGAUCGAGACCUGGAUGCAGCAACUGCACGAGGAUGCCGACAGCAACGCCACCGCCCAGGCUGUGACGCUGCUGGGCCGCAGCCGGCCUCUUUGGCGAAAGAGUGCCUCAGGCAGCUUCAGAGAGCGGGGGAGGGCACGGCGUGUGGCAGGCAACACGCCCGUGCAAGGCAGCGCAGCCGACGUCGUCCUCAGCGCCAUGGGCCGCGUGGAGGCUUCCCCAACUCUCCAAGAGUUUGGCUUCCGCUUGAUCUUGCAGAUCCACGAUGAACUCGUGCUGGAGGGACCAGAAAAACACGCGGAGGAAGCCUUGUCGGAGCUUGUGCGCCUCAUGGAGGACCCACUGCCCUUCAAGCUCAAAGUGCCUCUCAAAGUGAACGCCUGCCAUGUACAAAGCUGGCAAGAUGCCAAGGCCUAG
This is a messenger RNA of Symbiodinium natans, 1347 nucleotides long. The record is from the annotation of a GenBank genome assembly. Lineage: Eukaryota; Dinophyceae; Suessiales; Symbiodiniaceae.